AGCGCGGAAGGAAGGGAAAGAAGCGGCGGCGGCGGCAGGAAAGGCGCGCGGGCGCCGCUCGCUCUCUCUCCCUUUCGCCGGCGGAUCCGCCCCAGGGAAUCGGAGCUGAGCCCCCACCGGAUGCAUGAAAAAGACGCCGCCUAACAGAGAGCGUCCCGGGCAGGCUGGCGUCCACAGCACUUCGCUCAAGUCUUGGCAACUUGUCCCUCCGGUGAAUCUCGACGCUGUCCGCCUUUAAUUCCCCCCAACACGCCUCUCACUCGGCCGAAGCUAUGCCCUGCGUCCAGGCUCAGUACGGGUCCUCGCCGCAAGGAGCCAGCCCGGCCACGCAGAGCUACGCUUACCACCACUCGGCGGCUGCCGGGGAGUACAGCUCGGACUUCUUAACGCCCGAGUUUGUCAAGUUUAGCAUGGACCUGACCAACACUGAAAUCACUGCCACCACUUCUCUCCCCAGCUUCAGAGCCAGCCCGGCCACGCAGAGCUACGCUUACCACCACUCGGCGGCUGCCGGGGAGUACAGCUCGGACUUCUUAACGCCCGAGUUUGUCAAGUUUAGCAUGGACCUGACCAACACUGAAAUCACUGCCACCACUUCUCUCCCCAGCUUCAGUACACCGCCGCUCAACGGCGAGCCCUCGGCUCACGGGCCCGGCGGCCACCACCACCACCAUCAUCACCACCACCACCACGACGGGCAGCCCGCCUUUGCCCUGCCCAGCCCCAUCCGGAAGCAGGCCGCCGCCGCCGUCGGCUUUCCCGGCCUGCAGAUCGGGCACGCCUCGCAGCUCCUGGACGCCCAGGUGCCCUCGCCGCCCUCGCGGGGCUCGCCCUCCAACGAGGGGCUGUGCGCCGUCUGCGGGGACAACGCCGCCUGCCAGCACUAUGGGGUGCGCACCUGCGAGGGGUGCAAAGGCUUCUUCAAGCGCACCGUCCAGAAAAACGCCAAGUACGUUUGUCUAGCGAAUAAAAACUGCCCCGUGGACAAACGUCGCCGGAACCGGUGCCAAUACUGUCGCUUUCAGAAGUGCCUGGCAGUUGGCAUGGUCAAAGAAGUGGUUCGCACCGACAGUUUAAAAGGCCGAAGGGGUCGCUUGCCAUCGAAACCGAAGAGCCCCCAGGAGCCCUCUCCCCCUUCGCCCCCGGUGAGUCUGAUCAGUGCCCUGGUGAGAGCCCAUGUCGACUCCAACCCGCCUAUGACCAGCCUGGACUAUUCCAGGUUCCAAGCCAACCCGGACUACCAGAUGAGCGGGGACGACACGCAGCACAUCCAGCAGUUCUACGAUCUCUUGACCGGCUCCAUGGAGAUCAUCCGGGGCUGGGCGGAGAAGAUCCCCGGCUUCACCGAUCUCCCCAAACAAGACCAGGACUUGCUUUUUGAGUCAGCCUUCCUGGAGCUCUUCGUCCUGCGGUUAGCCUACAGGUCCAACCCGGUGGAAGGCAAGCUGAUCUUCUGCAACGGGGUGGUCCUCCACCGGUUGCAGUGCGUGCGCGGCUUCGGGGAGUGGAUCGACUCCAUCGUGGAGUUCUCCUCCAACCUGCAGAACAUGAACGUCGACAUCUCUGCCUUUUCCUGCAUCGCUGCCCUGGCCAUGGUGACAGAGCGGCAUGGCCUGAAGGAGCCCAAGCGGGUGGAAGAGCUCCAGAACAAGAUCGUCAAUUGUCUCAAGGACCACGUGACGUUCAACAACGGCGGCUUGAACCGGCCCAAUUACUUGUCGAAACUCCUGGGGAAGCUGCCGGAACUGCGCACCCUCUGCACGCAGGGCCUCCAGCGCAUUUUCUACCUGAAACUGGAAGACCUGGUGCCGCCGCCAGCAAUAAUCGACAAACUGUUCCUGGACACGUUACCUUUUUAGAAACGAGAGCGAGAGAGCGCGCGAGAGAAAGAGAGCGAGAGAGAGAG
Molecule: messenger RNA, 1906 nt
Organism: Pogona vitticeps (central bearded dragon)
Lineage: Eukaryota; Metazoa; Chordata; Lepidosauria; Squamata; Agamidae
Source: RefSeq, a predicted model, not a curated record